CCGCUGCUGCUGCUCCCACGCACGCACAACCAAUCUCUCCAUUGAUCCUCCACUUCAAGACCAACAACAGACACGGACGCACGCUUCCGCCCAAUGGUCCGCCUGAAAGCCCGUCGCCACGGCUUCAAUGCUCGCGCGCUUUUCGUCGGCGCGCUUGCCCUCUCCACCACCGUCGCCGCCGCUGCAGAUGCCGACUCCGAUGCCGCAAACUCGGCAAAUGCGUCUCCAGAGGUAUUGGAGCUCCAGAAAGCAGGCAACGACUCCCUGCUCUGGGGCCCGUACAAGCCGAACCUGUAUUUUGGCGUCCGGCCCAGACUGCCCAAGAGCUUGAGUGCGGGCUUGAUGUGGGCGCGCGUUGAUGAUUACAGUAGUGUGCAGUAUAACUUCCGUCACACAUGCGAGCAGCACGAAGGCAUGGACGGCUACGGCUGGACCGAGUACGACGCGCGCACGGGCGGUCGGCAGGUCGUGCACGACGCGGGCAACAACAUUGAUUUCGAGACCGACUUUGUCAAGGUGCCCGGCGGCGAGCACGGCGGCAGCUGGGGCGUGCGUGUGCGCGGCACGCCGCGCGCCGACUACGCAGACCCCGACCAUCUGAAGACGACGGUCGUCUUCUACGCGUCCAUGGAGGGCUUGGGACACUUGGAGGUGGGCAACGACGAGGACGAUCUGGGCUACGCCGACGACGUCGUGCUCAAGGGCCAGGGCCAGGGCCUGGGCGAUUUUGAGCUCGUCGUCACGCAGGGCAAGGGCGAGCAUCCCCCGCCCAGGCAUCCCAGCUAUCACGAGCGCCCGCUGGCGCGCAGUAUUGUGCACUCGUUCCAGGUGCCGGAUGAGGUGCUGUGGCAGACUAAGCCGAUUCUCUUCAACCACCUCAAGCAAAACGUCGACAGCGUCUUGAAGAAGUACGGUGAAGGCAACUUCCCUCCCCCGGAGGCCGUCUACACCAUCUCCAACGAUAUUGGCAUGGGCAACCUGCACAUGGUGCAGAAGGUCUUUGAGGGCCCCUUCGAGUUCGACAUCCUCUUCUCGUCCGCCUCGGCCGAAAAGCCCAUGACUUCUGACGACCUUACGACGCGCCUCGAGGAGGCUACGACGGCCUUCUCGAAGCGCUACCGCGAAAUCCUCGCCCCGCAGGCGCCGUACGACACGGCGCGCUACGAGGAGUUCUCCAAGUCGCUAUUCUCCAACCUUGUCGGCGGCAUCGGCUACUUCCACGGCGACGCGCGCGUCGACCGCUCCUACGCGCCUGAGUACGACGAGGACAACGAGGGCUUCUGGGAGGAGGCGGCCGAGGCGCGCGCGCGCAACCAGCCGAAGCUCGAGGGUCCCAGCGAGCUGUUCACCAGCAUUCCGUCGCGGCCCUUUUUCCCGCGCGGCUUCUUGUGGGAUGAGGGCUUCCAUCUGCUGCCGGUUGUCGACUGGGACGUUGAUCUUACCCUUGAUAUCAUCAAGUCUUGGUUCAACCUCAUGGACGAGGACGGCUGGAUCGGCCGCGAGCAGAUCCUCGGCGCCGAAGCGCGCAGCAAGGUCCCCGACGAGUUCCAGGUGCAAUACCCGCACUACGCCAACCCGCCGACGCUCUUCUUCAUCCUCAGCGCCUUCAUCGAGAAGCUCAACGCCCUACCCAGCACCGAGAAGCAGGGCGAGCAACAGCAGCCCCUCGGCAGCGCCUCCGACUCGCCCUACCAGCUGCACCUCCAGAAUCGCGCCGUCGGGACGCAGUACCUGCGCGACCUGUACCCGCUCCUCAAGCGCCACUACUUCUGGUUCCGGCGCACCCAGGCCGGCGACAUCAAGUCGUAUGACCGCACCGCGUACAGCACGAAGGAGGGGUACCGGUGGCGCGGCCGCACGCCCGCGCACAUCCUGACGUCGGGCCUGGACGACUACCCGCGGGCGCAGCCGCCGCACCCGGGCGAGCUGCACGUCGAUCUCCUGUCGUGGGUGGGCCUGAUGACCAAGGGCAUCCGCGACGUGGCGGCGUUCCUGGACGAGAGCGACGACGUGACCGAGUUCGCCAAGUACGAGGACGCGAUUCGGCACAACGUGCACGACCUGCACUGGGACGAGGCGGCGGGCGUGUGGUGCGACGCGUCGAUUGACGAGUACGAGGAGGACGUGCGCGUGUGCCACAAGGGCUACGUGAGCCUGUUCCCGUGGCUGCUGGGCCUGGUGGACCGCGACGACGCGCGCCUGGCCAGGGUGCUCGACGUGCUGGCUGAUCCUGAGGAGUUGUGGUCCGAGCAUGGCAUUCGCUCGCUGAGUAAGGCGAGUGAGUUCUUUGGUUCUGGUGAGAAUUAUUGGCGCGGGCCCGUUUGGGUCAAUGUUAAUUAUUUGGUGUUGGCUGCGUUGAGGGACCUCGCCACGCACCCAGGCCCGCACGCCGCCCGCGCAGCAGAACUGUACGCCUCCCUGCGCCGCAACGUCGUCGACACAGUGUUCAAGGCUUGGGAGGAGACGGGCUUUGCCUGGGAGCAGUAUGAUCCUGAUUCGGGCAAGGGCCAGCGCACGCAGCAUUUCACGGGCUGGACGAGCUUGGUUGUUAAGGUGCUGGCGAUGGGUGAGGUUGAGGAGGUGGGGAAGGGUGGUGUUGAGGGUGGGCAUGAUGAGCUGUAGUGUUUUUGUGUUUUUGUAGGGGUGGAGGGGGAGGGGGGGUGUUGUGUUGUGUUUAUGGGGUGGAGGCGGAG
Molecule: messenger RNA, 2693 nt
Organism: Aplosporella prunicola CBS 121167
Lineage: Eukaryota; Fungi; Ascomycota; Dothideomycetes; Botryosphaeriales; Aplosporellaceae
Product: glycoside hydrolase family 63 protein
Exons: 6
Coding region: 94-2622 (842 amino acids)
Biological process (GO): protein N-linked glycosylation; oligosaccharide metabolic process
Cellular component (GO): endoplasmic reticulum membrane
Molecular function (GO): Glc3Man9GlcNAc2 oligosaccharide glucosidase activity
Source: RefSeq, a predicted model, not a curated record